Molecule: messenger RNA, 2093 nt
Organism: Phlebotomus argentipes
Lineage: Eukaryota; Metazoa; Arthropoda; Insecta; Diptera; Psychodidae
Gene: bigmax
Product: max-like protein X
Exons: 3
Coding region: 331-1071 (246 amino acids)
Biological process (GO): regulation of transcription by RNA polymerase II
Cellular component (GO): nucleus
Molecular function (GO): RNA polymerase II cis-regulatory region sequence-specific DNA binding; protein dimerization activity; DNA-binding transcription factor activity, RNA polymerase II-specific
Source: RefSeq, a predicted model, not a curated record
ACAGCAUUUUUCCGCUUUUUCCUAAAUGACAACAUUAAUCAGGGUAUUUUUAUAGAAGGGGAGCUCUUGAUGUAGCAUUCUUCGGUGUAUUAAUUGAAUUGAAUUUAUCUUUCAGUGGAUUUUGAUCGAAUGUUUCUCAUCCUCGCCAGUGAUUUAUUGUGAAACAUCACGUGGACACAAUAUGAAACAUCGUCACAUCUGGCAACCCUCGAUUGAUGUCAGUUUCGUGGAACGCCAUUGGAUUUUUGGGAUUUUUCUGCACAAGAAAAGAUUGGUUUUCCGCGUGGAAAAUCACAACUGAAGCCGUUUCGUAAGUGAGAAUCGCGCACAAUGGCCGAGGGGAGCAAGAGUGACCUCGUGGACAUGAAGGCGGAGCCCUCAAGUCCCAGCGAGAAGCACUUCCAACUGCAACAUCACUCGCGGUGCAGCAGUUCCGGGAGUAUCCACACGCCAAACUCAUCGGCUCACAACACUGAUGACGAUGAUGACAGUGAUACAAACAGGAGCAACAGCUCACUGAGCUACAAGGAGAGGCGCCGGGAGGCGCACACGCAGGCGGAGCAGAAGCGCCGGGAUGCCAUUAAGAAGGGCUACGACACACUGCAGGAGCUCGUGCCCACGUGCCAGCAGCAGAACGAUGCGUCUGGUUACAAGCUGAGCAAGGCGGCUGUGCUGCAGAAGUCCAUCGACUACAUUAGUUACCUGCACCAGAAGAAGAAGAAGCAGGAGGAGGAGCGCGUGGCGCUGCAGAAGGACGUCAUUGGGCUGCGCAUCAUUCAGAGUGGAUACGAGCAGAUGCUGCAGAAUCAGCAAGCUUCGCCAGGACGCACAGAAGCGCGCCUCAGUGACGAGAUCAAAUUCCAAGUGUUCCAGGCCAUCAUGGACGAGAUGUUCCAGACCUUCGACACAAUCUCCAUGAAUGACUUCACAGAGCUGACGACGGGCGUGAUUCCGUGGCUCGAGGAGCACUGCAAACCGCAUCUCCUGCGCGACGUUGUGUCCAGGACGCUGCGGAACAUCAUCCCCAACGUGGCGCCGGGCAGCACACAGAAUUCUUCCAUGGAAAUGUAAUCUUGGGCAGCGUCGGGUGAGUGAGCACUGGUCGGAAGGGUGAAAUAUUGAGGGAAAUUGAAUGCCAAUUGAGUUGUUUAUCACAUUCAAUUCAUUGCGAGGUUGCCUUGUGAUUUUUCAAGAGUUGUUCAGUUAUGUAAGCUUAUCACUUGAAAAACUAAAGUGCGAUUACAUUUCUCAGCAGUUUUGCGAAAUUCUUAUCUCAGAAUCUCACUUGUGAUUUUGAGAUGGAAACCAAAUAUAGGGGAAAAGUGGGCAAUUUACGAUGUAAUUUUGAGAAUUUCAUUUGGUUCUUGCGCUUCUUGUGAAUAUUACACGAUUCACACAGACUUAUUGCGGAGCAAAUUCGAUAAAAUUACCCUAAAAACUUCGAGAAUUCGAUUGUAUAUUUUUCGUAUUUGAACUAAGCUGUAUGAUUAAAUAACUUGUUUAGGUAAACAUUUUGUCUAGAUGAUUUUGUUUGUAAUUGCAAAUCAUUUUAAGUAGUUUCAAGUAACAAAACUAAUCUGUAUGAAAGUUAGGCUCUAAAUGGGCAAUUGCAAUAUUAAAGACAUCACGGACGAAAUCUUAGCUUUAGCACAAUGUAAAUAUGUGAGCUUUAAACUAUGUUUUCUAGAUCUGUUUUAUGUCAUUACAUAUUUCUUUUAUUGCGACAUCAAUUGAUAAAAACUAUAUUUUUAGUCGCAUUGUCGAAACUUAAAGAAAUAAAGUAAUUUUUUUGUAUAAAAGUGUUGGAAAAUAUUUUAGACAUUUUUAUUAGUCUGCAGUGAAUAAAAUAAAUUAGCAUAACAGAAAGUAGUUUCACAGGUUUGAUGUCCAAACUGCUCCGCUCUCCCUUAUAAGAGAUUCCAAAAAACCUGUAUUCAAUGUAUGCAUAAUUAUGAAACAUGUUUAUUUAGAUUUAGACCUUUCGGCGACUGGUGCGCUCACAAAUUCUUUGUUAAUUGUUAUAAUUUUUUUAUAUUUUAUUUAAGAAUGGAUUUGGGGGUAGAUUUUGUAAAAUACACGUGUUUAAGAUCCAA